Molecule: messenger RNA, 1578 nt
Organism: Penicillium verhagenii
Lineage: Eukaryota; Fungi; Ascomycota; Eurotiomycetes; Eurotiales; Aspergillaceae
Exons: 1
Coding region: 1-1578 (525 amino acids)
Biological process (GO): nucleolar large rRNA transcription by RNA polymerase I
Cellular component (GO): RNA polymerase I core factor complex
Molecular function (GO): TBP-class protein binding; RNA polymerase I core promoter sequence-specific DNA binding
Source: RefSeq, a predicted model, not a curated record
AUGGGAGUGGGCGACUACGUCCACUCCAAAGAAGUCGGGCAGCCUCGUGCACCUGCUGACCUAGGACCGUCGCAUCGCCAACUGCGGGGCGCGCAAGCAAAAUUCGAGGUGCCUAUCACCCAAGUGGAUGAUUUCAAUGCUCACGGGAGACCUGCUCCACUCAAUUCUCUCGGAGCAAGGCCCAUUGGACAACAGCCUUUUACAAUACACGCUGAAAAUGUGGCUCACCGGGAUGCAUUUGAUACGGACGCUGAAGGCGUCGAUGAUUCAACAAUUGCGGGCACCAGUGUUUUCGGAUUUGACGAUGGACAAGCUCAUGUCACGUCUAACUCAAAUGGUCGCUACAUAGAUACCUCUCCUCGUCCUUCUUACUUGCCUCGCCCUUCUCGGCAUUCCCGGGCAUCUUGGUUUGAUGGUAUGGGUGAUAAGGCCAUGAAGAAAGCGGGCUUUGACUCCGAUGACGCCGAUGAUACUUCCAGUCAGGUGACUUCAACGGCUCCUGCGGACGAUGAAAAGACCGAUCAACAACAGCAGGAAAAUCAGCCAAGCAGCUGGUACCUUGCUCACAAGCACCGUUCAACAGAAGAACCACUCAGCAAGCGAUUGGAGAAUUUCUGGGCUGCAAGUAAGAAGGCGCCUAGAUCGGCGGAUCACCAACAGGUUGAUACUUGGCAAAUGACUUCUGUGGAACCUGUCAAUGAGCCUAGCCCACCACGAAAGUUGGGACAUAUGUUACCUCAUACAGCCGCUAGGAAGAUCAUACUCCCCCACAGCAUGUCCGCGACGCCAAGAACGCGUUUUAGCCCACCCAAACCUUCCUUGCUGGAUCAAUUAGACAGAUCUCCAACCCGCCACGGCUCUGAACCGCCUCCGCAGGCUGGGCGAGCUCUCAGUAUCACAGCCUUUGCGCAGCCCGACCACAGUGACGAUGAGGCCGGCAUUGAUGAAACUAUUCGUCUGAGCAGCAGACGAGAUAGUGACCACUCCUCAAAUAUCUUUGGUAUCACAAACAUGUCAGAUCUGGACCGCGAUGAAUCUGUGAUUGAAGCCGGACAAGAUCCAUUCCUCGCUCAGUCGGCCUCCAAGCGCGGCCGUCGCAACACGGUCAUUCAUAACAACAAGCGCGAACUGGAGUCGGAUUACCCACCACAGCAGCUGUAUCAAAAGUCAUUCGCCGAGCUACAGGCUGAACCAUUCGAGAAAGCACCAUCACCCACUCCUUCCCCCAUCAAGUCACCCUCUUUGCCACCCGAUCCUAUUUUCGCGUCGAACAGCGAGUCAUCAGACAAGGCAGCGUCUCAACUUUUAACCCUCACAGACCAAGACCGCCAAAUUUACCUGUCUCAUAUGACUGUGGAUGAGUGGGAAGACUGCGGAGAUCAGCUCAUCGAUCAAUUCAGCCACCUUCUCAUGCAAAUGAAAAAGCUGCGUCGCGCCCGUCGAAAUACAGCCCAGGUGUUUGAAAACGAAAUCAAGCGCCGUCACGAACAGGUCGAGACGCAAAAUCAAGAUCUCUCCGCAAAGCUGGAUGAAAUGAGAACCGGGGGCGCGGAGGUACUUCGUGGACGGAAUCAAUGA